CCCUCUUCCCUAAGAUAAAAUUUAAACCCCUUAAACCCCUUUUCUCUUUGCCCGCUAAACCCCCUCCCCAUUUUUUCUCCUCUGCCUCCAGCGGCCAUUUUCUCCGGCGUUAUCCUGUCGACGCCGCUGUCGACCUUGUUCUGCUGCCGGUGAAGGAGGAACAUUUUUUAUUUUUAAUUAAAAAAUAUAUAUAUGUAUAUCUAUAUAUAGAUAUACAUAUAUAUAUAUAUAUAUAUAAAGUAGAGUUUCAGGGGUAAAGAAAGGGAAAUCAAGGGUUUUUAAGAGAAAUCAAUCAAUGGCGAAUCUUCCCCAGUUGCUGUUACUGAAUGUGGCAUUUGGGGGUCUGAGUAUAUCAGCAUCGAGUGUAACAGGAGCUCAAGGUAACAUAGACAGGAAAAUGGCAUUUGCUGAGCACUUGGUUUUUGAGCUCAUUAACCCUGAAGUUAAGGGAAAUGCUCUGCUUGAACUCUCCAAGAUGUGCUAGGAUUAUCCUACCAAUAACAGUGUAGAAAUCUCAGAGGCAGUAUGAUCAAAUGGACCAUUAAGCUUUGGUUGUUCCAUGCCCUCCGAGACAAUCUUCUCCAACGACAUUACCUGCCAUUUAAACCCCUCUCAGCCCAAUUUUUAUGCUCUCCUAAACUCUUCCAAACCUCCUCUAAAUUUGGCGGAGAUACACAAAACACUGCCAUUCUAAGUUUUAUUCAAAGUGACAGACCUACCUCCAUUUCCUACUCUAAACUCUUAUCACAAUGUACUGCUUCCAAGACUUCAGGUGUGGGCAUGGAAAUCCAUGCCCAGUUGAUCAGGUUUGGAUUAUCCAAAGAACCGAAUCUCAGGAACCAUUUGAUCAAUUUCUACUCCAAGUGUAGGCGUUUUAGGUAUGCCCGGAAACUGGUUGAAGAAAGUAAAGAACCGGAUUUAGUUUCUUGGUCUGCUUUGAUAUCGGGGUAUGCCCAAAAUGGGCUUGGUGUGGAAGCCCUUUAUGCAUUUUAUGAUAUGCACCUAUUGGGUGUUAAGUCUAACGAGUUUACCCUUCCAAGUGUCUUGAAGGCAUGCUCUGUUAGAAAGGAUUUGGGACUGGGGAGGCAGGUUCAUGGGAUAGCAGUAAUCACUGGAUUUGAGACUGAUGUUUUUGUUGCAAAUACUUUGGUUGUUAUGUAUGCGAAAUGUGGGGAGUUUGGGGAUUCAAAGAGACUGUUUGAUGCCAUUCCAGAACGUAAUGUUGUUUCAUGGAAUGCAUUGUUUUCUUGUUACGUGCAGAGCGAUUUAUGUGGAGAGGCAGUGGAAUUGUUUCAGGAAAUGAUCAUGAAUGGGAUAAGACCAAAUGAGUAUAGUUUGUCUAGUAUAAUAAAUGGUUGUACAGGUUUAUGUGAUGGUAUGCAAGGAAGAAAAAUUCAUGGAUACUUGAUAAAACUUGGGUAUGAUUCAGAUCCAUUCUCAGCAAAUGCACUAGUUGACAUGUAUGCCAAAGUAGGAGAUCUAGAAGAUGCAAUUUCUGCUUUUCAGGAAAUUGCACAGCCGGAUAUUGUUUCUUGGAACGCUAUAAUAGCUGGUUGUGUUCUUCAUGAGGAACAUAAUCGGGCUUUAAAAUUGUUUGGGGACAUGAAAAGAUCAGGAAUACCUCCAAAUAUGUUUACCUUAUCAAGUACUCUAAAAUCUUGUGCUGCAUUGGGGCUGAAGGAUUUGGGUAGAUGGUUGCACUCUAGCUUGAUAAAGAUGGAUACAGAAGUAGAUUUGUUUGUGGGUGUUGGAUUAAUUGAUAUGUAUUCCAAGUGUGAGAUGAUGCGCAAUGCAAGGAUGAUUCAUAGUUUGAUGCCAAAGAAGGAUUUGAUUGCAUUUAAUGCUUUGAUCUCAGGACAUUCACAGAAUGGGGAAGACAUAGAAGCUUUGUUUCUUUUUGCUGACAUGUACAAGGAGGGAGUAGGCUUCAACCAGACUACCAUAUCAACAGUCCUGAAGUCAGCAGCCAGCUUGCAGGCUAUCAAGGUUUGCCAACAAGUUCAUGGACUUUCUAUAAAAUCAGGUCUUCAAUCUGAUAUUUAUGUUGUAAACAGCCUUCUUGAUUCAUAUGGAAAAUGUGGUGACAUAGAAAAUGCAGCAAGAAUUUUUGAAGAAUGUCCUAUUGGAGAUUUAGUUGCUUUCACAUCCAUGAUAACAGCUUAUGCUCAGUAUGGACAGGGUGAAGAAGCUCUAAAGCUAUAUUUUCAAAUGCAAGAUAAGGGGAUCAUGCCAGAUGCUUUUGUUUGCAGUUCUCUUCUAAAUGCUUGUGCAAAUUUAUCAGCAUAUGAACAAGGAAAACAGAUCCAUGUUCACGUUCUGAAGUUUGGGUUCAUGUCUGAUGUUUUUGCUGGGAAUUCUCUAGUUAACAUGUAUGCAAAAUGUGGGAGCAUAGAUGAUGCAGAUCGUUCUUUUAGUGAGAUACCACGGAGAGGAAUAGUCUCGUGGUCUGCAAUGAUAGGAGGACUUGCUCAACAUGGGCAUGGGAACGAGGCCCUGCAAUUAUUUACUCAGAUGCUUAAAGACGGUGUUUUGCCCAAUCAUAUAACUUUAGUAAGCGUCCUUUGUGCAUGCAAUCAUGCAGGUUUAGUGACUGAAGCCAGAAAAUAUUUUGAAUCAAUGAAAGAGUUGUUUGGGAUUGAACCUAUGCAGGAGCAUUAUGCUUGCAUGAUUGAUCUACUUGGCCGAGCUGGGAAAUUAAAUGAGGCAAUGGAGCUUGUGAAUACAAUGCCAUUUGAAGCAAACGCAUCAGUUUGGGGGGCACUUCUUGGUGCUGCGAGAAUUCAUAAAAAUAUUGAGGUUGGUCGCCAAGCUGCUGAAAGGCUCUUAGUUCUUGAGCCAGAGAAAUCAGGUACCCAUGUACUUCUUGCAAAUAUUUAUGCAUCAGCUGGCUUAUGGGACAAUGUGGCAGAGGUGAGAAGAUCUAUGAAAGAUAGCAAGGUGAAGAAGGAACCUGGAAUCAGUUGGAUAGAGAUCAAAGACAAGGUACAUACCUUUAUAGUGGGAGAUAGAAGCCAUUCAAGAUGCAAGGAAAUAUAUGCAAAGCUUGAAGAACUGAGUGACCUUAUGAAUAAAGCUGGCUAUGUCCCAAUGGUGGAGAUUGACCUCCAUGAUGUGGAACGAAGUGAAAAAGAGCAGCUUUUAUUACACCAUAGUGAGAAGCUGGCAGUGGCCUUUGGUUUGAUUGCUACUCCACCAGGAGCCCCAAUUAGGGUGAAGAAGAACCUGCGUGUCUGUCCGGAUUGCCAUGCUGCAUUCAAGUUCAUCUGUAAAAUUGUGUCACGGGAGAUUAUUGUGAGAGACAUCAAUAGAUUCCACCAUUUUAAGGAUGGUUCAUGUUCUUGUGGGGAUUAUUGGUGACCUUAUAGAGAUCUAACUGCUAUGUAAUCCAGAGUCCAUGGCUUUUUCUGCUUUCAAUCGUCAUUCCAUGACAGACAAGGCAGUUUUGAUAAUUGGGUUUGCAUUGAUAUGUGCUUGUUGUCGUGUAAGCUAGGUCCUGUUAGAGGUUGAUCAAACUCGACCAGACCAAUAUGAGGGACCUCGUGGUUCCUGGAGGGGUUGUUGCUCCUGAUGUUUCUAUGUCCAUCAAGUGCCACAAAGGCAAUCACACAAGGUUUUGCUCUGUUGGCCUUCCAUUCAACCAGAUGUCAGAGCAAUUUAAUGAGGAAUUGUCCUUAUCUGGUAAUAUUCCAUGGGCCUGUUUAUUAACGCUAUGUUCGACUUCAAGGGCUGCUGGAAGAAGGAUAAAACUCCUGUAAGGAGUCUUUCUUUUGAUGGUUGGUUCAUAACUCUCUAUAACAUUGAGUUGGAAAGAUCUCACAUAUCAUGCUGUCCAAGCAUGCGAAAUUCCUUCUUCAUGGAAUCCUUCUGCCCUUGCCGAUUGAGAAUUUUAAACUCAAAGUUCAAUGUCUGAAUAUCUUUUUGUUACAGCUUCAUCCGGAGUUUGUUCAUGUCAAACUGCAGUUAUAUAAUCAGAGAAAGAGAGAGAAAAAAAAAAAAAAAAAAAAACUGUUGUUAUAUAGCUUUUGUUGAAAACUGAAGAGGCUGCAUUUUUAAGGUUUCGCGUUAAAGCAUUAUAAACUAGAAGUGAAACCGGCACUUAAAUUUAUUCUUGUCCUUCCUAGCGGUAUUUUUAAUUAUUCCAGGAAAAGUUUUUACA
This is a messenger RNA of Ziziphus jujuba (common jujube), 4156 nucleotides long. RefSeq names its product pentatricopeptide repeat-containing protein At5g04780, mitochondrial-like. Gene Ontology annotation, biological process: RNA modification. The transcript is spliced from 4 exons. The coding region runs from base 526 to 3357 and encodes 943 amino acids. NCBI's taxonomy places the organism in Eukaryota, Viridiplantae, Streptophyta, Magnoliopsida, Rosales, Rhamnaceae. Gene Ontology annotation, molecular function: protein binding; RNA binding; zinc ion binding. The record is from RefSeq and is a predicted model, not a curated record.